AGGAGCGGGUUACUAUGAUCUUCAACGCUCACUUCAUUGACUUCAGAGUAAUCACGUGACGUAGUCUAGUCUUAUUUUUCUCCUAAACUAAGCACUGUGGUACUUGAUGUUAUUUAUAUUGAAAUGUCAGCUAUCAUUGUAAACCAUAUGGCAUCUUCCGAUGGUCUUGCAGAAGUUCAAUUACAACCUGGAAUAAACGAGGUAGUAGAAUUGGAAGAUAUCCCUGUGGAACUACCAGUUGGAAGUGUAGACCCCAGUGUUGAAAAUGUUGAUGCACAUCCUAUCAUAUCUCUACAAUCAUUACGUGAACCUGAUAGUGAUGACUUAAUUUUACAUGCCCAGGAAGAAAUUGUUGUUGACGUUGAUGAUUCAGAUGUGUAUUCUGCUUAUAGUAGUAUGUCUGUGCCUUCGCAAGAAGAGCUUUUAGAAACGGAUCCUGGCACAUCCAAACGCAGCAAAAAGAAGAAAUUAGCAAAAGCCAAAAUAGAAAAUGAACUCACGUAUGAAAUAGAACGAAGCUCACGGAGAUGGGAACAGAAGCAAGUACAGAUAAAAACUUUAGAAGGUGAAUUUUCUGUAACUAUGUGGGCGUCCGAAACAGAUGAAGAUGAACCUACCACUCCUGAACCGGAUCCUGAUUAUACAGAAUACAUGACUGGAAAGAAAAUCCCGGCUAGUGGUUUACCAGGAGUAGACCUUAGUGACCCAAAGCAACUAGCUGAAUUUGCCAAAAUGAAGCCUCGGAAACUAGCUGAUGAUUUGUCCAGAACAAUAGCCUGUCCUCAUAAGGGAUGUCUAAAAAUGUUUCGGGAUAACUCUGCUAUGAGGAAGCAUCUUCAUACCCAUGGUCCCCGUGUUCAUGUAUGCGCAGAAUGUGGAAAAGCUUUUGUUGAAAGUUCAAAGUUAAAAAGGCACCAGUUAGUUCAUACUGGUGAAAAACCAUUUCAAUGCACUUUUGAAGGUUGUGGCAAACGUUUUUCUUUGGAUUUUAAUCUUCGCACUCAUGUUAGAAUACAUACUGGUGAUCGACCGUAUGUUUGUCCCUUUGAUGGAUGUAACAAAAAGUUUGCACAGUCAACCAACCUUAAAUCUCACAUUCUUACACAUGCCAAAGCAAAAUGCCGAAAGUAAAGUUGUAUAAAAUGUUUCAUCAUCAAAAGUUCAGCUUUAAAGCUACUAUGCCAGUAGGAUCCUUUUCAGGUGUUUUUUGUAAAAAACAUGGAUUUACUGCAAAAGGAACUAUCAGCAACCUUCGAUUUUUAUAAUUUGAAUUUUCUUCUCUACUUCUUUGUAAGGUACAUUAUUCGUAACUGUGAAGAAUCUUUUCAUUUAAAUUAUUUAUGUGCAUGAAUAACAUAGAUAUAUUUGAGAUGUGUAUAAAAUCAGUGCAAUAUUUCAUAAAGAAAGAAGGUACAGUUUCUUCAUUACCAAAGCAAAAGGAUCCUUUUAGGCAAAGUGAAUUGAAGCAUCCUUUCAUCAGCUUCCAUCUUCAGGUCCAGAGGUUAUGGGUUAAAUCUCUACUGGAUGCAAUUAACUUUACUUUCUAAGAUUUGAAUUUGUGAUCCUUGCCUCAGGAAGUACUGAAAAGCUGAAAAAUGUGAUUUUUAUACCCAUUUUGUAUAUGAACUCUUCACUUGACUUUAGAAAAGUGGCCAAUUUUAAAGAACAUUACGUAGUUUUAAAGAGAAUUCUAGAGAAAUGUUUAUGGAGCAGCAUGCCAACUUCAAAAAGUAAAUAUGAUCUAAUGUGGUUAUUGGUGCAAACAUUUGUUUACAAUGUUAGAGUGGAAAUACCUUGUGAAAAUGAAACUGUAAAAAUUGUCAUUGUUUUAUAUUCAUAACUUUGUAUAAAAUGUUCAUAAUUUGUUCUUUUUUGUUGAAAGCUUUUAAAAGUGAUAUUUUUCUUACUGUUAUUUGACUGUUAGAUCUCCCACCUUAAAUAUGAAAUGAUGUAAAUAUAUUUUUUGUCUAGAAUUCUCAUUCCUAUCGCAAAUACAUUCACAUGUGUGACAUAAGAUGCAAGCUUUGUUAAGCAUCUGGUACAAAAAAAUUUUUAUUUGAUUUUAAACUUGACAAUUUUAAUCAAGCCACUAACACUGCUUAAAUUAUACAUUAAAAAUUGAAAACUGAUACACGAUAAUGUAAUUUAAUGUUUCCAACAUUAGAAGUCACAGUAUUUCAUUUGAAAUUGUAAAAUAUUUAAUUGUGGCUAUUACAUUUUUGUAUCUAGUUGGGUUCCAUUUUUAUGAUUAAUUGAAAAUCGUACGUACAUUUUUUGGUUUUUAAUACAUCAAUAUAAAAAAAAGCACGAAUUUCAACAUUGCAUUUUUUGAAUAUUGGAAAUUUUCUCAUUUUUCUGAAAACCAAAAUGUUGGUUGAAUUGUAUUCUAAAUUUUGGAAGUUGUGGUAAUGAUUUAACCCUGCUGUUUUGGUCGAGUCUAUAUGACCCGAAAUAAAAUUUAUGCAUUGAUAAAAAAAAUAUAGUACAGGUAUAUUUUCAUGAAACUUGUUGACAUCUUUGGUAAAUAAUAUAAAUAUGUACUCCCAGAGGGAUUUAUGUUUAUUUGUAUUUCGAAGGAAUAUUUUUCAAUGUAUACCUAAUGUAUCGUUCGGGUCAAUAUGACCCAAUGAAAAAAUAAUCAUUUAUUUUUACUCAUAUAUGCUCAUUUUUGUUUGGAAUAAUUCAAAAGAAAAGAAUAAUAAUAGUUUCUUUAAUUUAUCCGUUUUCGAAAACUGUUUCAUUGACAUGUGUUUGAUUACAUGACAAACGAUAGCAUGCAAGGUCAAAAUUUGCAAGUUGUCAAACUAUUUGCUCUUAUUGCAACGUUUCUUUUUUUUUUUUUUUUUUUUUUUUUCCUGCUGUAUUUCACUUUCUGAUAUACUGUAAAAGAAUUGUGAAUGUGAGAGAAAAAAUACUGAAUCGCAUAAAUUUGAGUCACAUUGAUUUAGCUAAACUAAUAAUUGAAUUUCUGGCAACGAUUUUGAUACAUACUGCAAAAAAAGGUUUGUUUUCUGAAUCGGGUCAUAUUGACUCGAACGCUACAUACAUGUAGUAAAUACGAACACAACAGCAGGGUUAAAUAAAAUGUGGCUUGUAUUAGGAAAGUAAAGAUUGUUUCAGAAAUCUUUAUAUUAUUGGAUGUAAUUUAUAUAUAAAAAGUUUUAAUUUUUGCAUAACGAUUGAUAUUGAAUAAUUCAUACUUUUUUAGAUUACCAAGUUUACAUAUCUAAAUUCAAAACGCCAUAUUAGUACUAGGAAAUUAUCUGGGUUGUCAUGUUUGCAUUGAAUGAAAAUGUAAGAAAAUAUGAAUUUACUUAAUUAUAAAGACAUUAUUUUUCACACAUGUUCGUUAAAUGUAAUCGCAUUUAUCUAAAAAUUGAAAACCUUCAAAGCUAUUCAUUAUAUUUAAUGAAUUCCCAAUUGAAAUAAAUCAGGAAACAUGGAAGUUUAUUUUUUGUUUAAACUUAUAUAUAUGUAUCAAUCGUAUAU
Molecule: messenger RNA, 3489 nt
Organism: Argiope bruennichi
Lineage: Eukaryota; Metazoa; Arthropoda; Arachnida; Araneae; Araneidae
Product: transcriptional repressor protein YY1-like
Exons: 7
Coding region: 124-1131 (335 amino acids)
Biological process (GO): regulation of transcription by RNA polymerase II
Cellular component (GO): transcription regulator complex; PcG protein complex
Molecular function (GO): DNA-binding transcription factor activity, RNA polymerase II-specific; RNA polymerase II cis-regulatory region sequence-specific DNA binding
Source: RefSeq, a predicted model, not a curated record